Papilio polytes (common Mormon) is the source of this 3196-nucleotide messenger RNA. It is a transcript of the gene MYPT-75D, whose product is annotated as protein phosphatase 1 regulatory subunit 12C. Gene Ontology annotation, cellular component: cytoplasm. The record is from RefSeq and is a predicted model, not a curated record. The transcript is spliced from 9 exons. Bases 250 to 2013 code for a protein of 587 amino acids. NCBI's taxonomy places the organism in Eukaryota, Metazoa, Arthropoda, Insecta, Lepidoptera, Papilionidae. Gene Ontology annotation, molecular function: enzyme inhibitor activity; phosphatase regulator activity; protein binding.
UUCUGUUGCUUUUUCAAUCUCCCGUAUGCCUGAUGUAUUUUGUGAUUUUCCUUCUGAAUUAUUAUUUUUAUCAAAGAAACGCAAAAUGACACUAUGUAAUAAAAUACUAUGUUAAAUGUGCCUAAAUUCAUCUAUAUGGAUGAUUGUAUUAUGUGUUGAAUGUGACGCUAGUGAAUAUUAUGUGUGAUAAAGGUUACAAGACCAGAAUGAAACAUACUUGUGCUUUGUAGUUAUUAAUUAUUGCGAAAAAUGGAACAUUCAGACUUAGUGGCGGAGAUGGCACAGGUGGAGCACCUCACAACACAGGAGAGGCUUCAUCUUGCUAGAAGACGCCGCAUGCAACAACUGAAACUAUGGCAACAGAGAGAGAAAGAGUGGGCUCGAUCACGACCGAAGAGAGAGAAGAGUAACAAACGCAAUAUAUACUUCAAUGAUAGUGUUAUGCUAUUAGAGGCAGCGGCAAGGAAUGAUAUCGAUGAAGUAAGAAGAUUAUUGGCCAGAGGUGUAACCCCUGACGCUACCAACGAAGAUGGGUUAACUGCACUACAUCAAUGCUGUAUAGAUAAUAAUGAAGCUAUGAUGCGGCUUCUAUUAGACAAUGGAGCGAAUGUUAACGCAGAAGAUAGUGAAAAAUGGACGCCUCUACACGCGGCAGCUACCUGUGGCAACCUAAACCUUGUAAGGAUAUUAAUACAAAGAGGGGCGAACUUAUUAGCUGUUAAUGGAGACGGGAAUAUGCCAUAUGAUAUUUGUGAAGAAGAAAGAACGUUAGAUGCGAUAGAAAGUGAAAUGGCAGCUAGAGGAGUAACGCAAAGAUUGAUAGAUGAAACCCGAGCGGCGACAGAAAUGAAGAUGUUAAUGGAUGUCGCAGAACUAGUCAAGGAAGGAAUGGAUUUAGAUGAGCCUAGAGAUAAUCAGGGUGCUACUUUGUUGCACAUAGCAUCAGCAAACGGGUACCUGAAGGUGGUAGAGUUCCUGCUGGAGCAGCGCGCCAGCACCGACGUGGUCGACCACGACAUGUGGCAGCCGGUGCACGCCGCCGCCUGCUGGGGACAUUUAGAAGUAUUAGAACUACUGGUGCAGUACGGUGCGGACCUCAAUGUACGCAACAAGCACGACGAGACGCCCGCCGGUCAGUUCAUUAACACUUUUUAUUUAUAUAAUACAACAUUGCCUACCUUAAAUAUCACAAAGCAGCUGGCGGCGAAGGCGGACGCGCGCGGCGAGGCCCGCCUCAGGGAGACCUUCGACUGCGCGCAGGAUGAGGACUUGCAGGGUCUGUCUAACGGAGUGGAAAAUGAUCAAAACACAGCUAACCAACUUCCAUCUAGCGAUUUAACGCACAAUCGCCUAUCGAUUAGCUCCACUACGUCCAAUCAGAGUUACGAUUCUGGUAACGUAGAUUACGCCGUACCCAAACACACCUACAACCAACGACUACCUUACAAACCGAACGAGGAAACAAACGAAAAGACAAACAAUCAAGCGAAAAUAUCAAAUCCACUGUUCGGUGUAAACGCAGCCAUUCAUUACGCACCUGCACCAGUAAAUCAAGAAGCGAAUGAUAAAUAUGAUAGAACGUUACCCAACGGUGUAAGAAAAGCCCCUGAAGGUCAGGAUAAUGAAGCGUUCAAGAAUGAAGACGCGAUAGAUGGUAGGAAAGAGGUGAUGGUGACUCCAAACCAGAUCGCAAUAACAGAUGGCAGCACCGCGACCUACACCACAGAUAAUAAUGGUAAAAUCAAUGUUCAUGUCACCGUCAUGAUUAACGCAGGAACGUUAGCAGACUUAAAGAAACAAAGAGCACAAAUAAGAACAAACGGAAGUCCAGUAGAGAACAGUUUACAUUCAACGACCAACCAUAGUAUGAACUCGUUACCGGAAGGUGUAACAAAGCAGGAGGGGUCAAACCAAGUGGUGCAGUCUCCCAGCGUCACAGUGCCGAGGUUCUCGGGGCACACCAGUGAAGUGGUAGGUGAUACAAAGUCACAUCGGUGCUGUAUUAUUAUGUAAUGUAUUGGACAAACUACCCUCAACUAGGUGGUUGUGUACAAGUCUGAAUGUCAUUCCAAAAAGUAUUUUUUAAACUAGCCAACGAUAUUUCUGUUCGUUUUAAUUGUUUGGAAUAUCAGAAAUCAAUAUUUGUACAAAUUCAAAUUCUCUUAAAUUAAUUUCAAAAGGAUUAAAUAAAUGAAUAUGGAGAUACACUUCCAGUUAUAAGAUUCCGUAUGUACUAAAGAAAUAAAUGCUAUAUACACAUAACAAUUAAAAUGAAUGGUUUAAAUAUCGUUUGUCGAAGCCUAAUUGCCGCCUCCUUGGAUAGAGGAAAAGUCCUUUUUUGCCAUUUUGCCUUCGCAAAGCAGCGGCUUGCCAACGUAAAGAAUGUGUGAUAGUGACGUAAGAGCUCAACUUAUAUCGGUUAGGUAAAAUAUGGUAGCCGUUAAUAAUACGUAGAAAAUUAUUAUUAUUGUCUAGUUAUUAAUAAUUGUUGUAUAUCUUUCGUUGUAUCUUUCCUAAUUAAACAUUCCAUUAUUUUAUUGAUUAUUUUGAUGACAUUGAUGUUCGGAAAUUAUUAAUUAUUGCAUUUUAAUGAUAUUAAAUUUCCGUGCUCGUGUUUGCAAUCAAAUUGAUAACUGAUAUUUUUAAUUUAUUGGUGCAAUUACAAGGUAACUAUUCUACAUUGUAUUAAAUAGUUUGCACAAAUAUAUUUAUUUUUCACUGUGUUUUGAAUGUCCGCAUAUGGCAGCUAAUUAAUGAAAAAGUUCCUUAGCAAAGUAGUGCAUUUUAAAAACGUUAUUGUUACAUGCAUUUUUAUUCGAUUUUAAUGAAUCGUUGAUUAAAAUUCGAUACGAUUUCCUUCGAUUUAUUAAUUUUAUUAAACAAUAUAUCGAUACAUAUUCAAAUACAAUUGUGUUGAAAAGAAAUGAAUACGUAAUAUUUUAAAAUGUAAAUCUUUAACUUCUACUUGCAACUAUUGUUAUGUUAACGUAAUAUACAUACUACAUAUCAAAACUUAACAUACAUGAAAGAUUUAACACUUAGACAAUUUAUUUGGUAAAACGGAACGUAUUACUAAAGCGCUCGUGAAAUGAUCAAAUAUGUUAUCAAGGUACAUCAUAUCAUAUAAUAAAUGUCUAAGAUUUUUUCACCCUUUGGUUAUUUGUCAGGCAGAUAAAAUAUUACAAUAAAAAAACAG